Molecule: messenger RNA, 3224 nt
Organism: Pecten maximus
Lineage: Eukaryota; Metazoa; Mollusca; Bivalvia; Pectinida; Pectinidae
Exons: 2
Coding region: 556-2115 (519 amino acids)
Source: RefSeq, a predicted model, not a curated record
GAGACGAGCUAUGCUGUUCUCCAACAGCUCUUGUUAUAAAGCUAGUCCAGGCCAAAUGCAAGUCACAUUGUUCUUGAAAAAAAAUCUUGCAAUAUAACUGUUUGAAUAAUCAGUCAAGUGAGUCAGUAAUUUAAUUAAUUUAUCAAACUUUUUUUAAAGCAUUGUUUGGCAUUUAAAACGUGCUCAUCAUGAUAGUCAGCUGAAAAUUAGAAAAUAUAUCUUGAUUAUUGCUUUUCUGUGAAGUAAAACUACCUCUUAUUAUUGUAUGUGUCUGUUUAGGGCACCGUUUAUACGCUCCACUGACGCCUUCUGUGUCGUUAUGGUCGUUUACGCUGAGUAUUAUAAUUAUACUAAAAUGUGUGUGGUGCCGAUAAAAUCCGGAACUUUCAGACCGGAGUAAUAGCGACUCCUAUAUUAUAAGUGAAGGGGCAUUUCCGGUUAGGAUUAAAACUUCAGAUUCCGGUUGUCGUAUAGCCUAGGUCUAUACGGUAUACCUACUUAUGAUCAAGAUCAGAACAUCGAUGCUGCAAUUCUCUAAUCGCAUUUAGAUUCAGAAUGCCGUGGACGAAAAAAAAAGGGUAUCGUAAAUUUUCAGAAAAAGAUCGAUUACGACUAAAAGAAGCACGCAGGAAACGCAGAGAAAGAGAAUUGGGUUUGGAUCAGGGUAUGGCAGAUGCAGGAUCCACAUCUGACAAAAAUCAAUUUACAGAAUCAACAUCCAGCUGUGAUCAACAUACAGGAUCAACACGCAACUCUGAUCAGACAGAACCAACAUCUGUUAAAGAUAAACCAAUGAAAUCAGCAUCUGGAAAAAAGAGAACUUCAAAAUCUUACAAUGAUAAAAUGCAGGUCAAAAAAGAGGACUCUGACCAUCUAGGAGUUUCAGGCUUGGACAUUGCGUCCAGGCUAGAAUAUGUGCCAAAAACCUACCAGACUGUGGCAACCAGUCAGGAAAGGAAGAAAACUCGAGGAAGGCCUUGUAAGUACCAUCUGGAAUGGGAAGAGGAAAGUGGAAUAACAAAGAAGUAUGAUGCAACUGUGGUACAGUGUUGUUUAUGCUUUAGAAAUCUUCUGUUUGGAUGUAAUGGACAAAAAGUCUUUAAACGACAUAGACAUUUUGAAACUGACAAUAUUAUCUGUUCUUCUUGUGAACGUGUAUCAAAUGUGAAUACUCUAACAACAAAUACACAACCUUCACAGAACACAUACGAAAAAUUACAGCAUUUGAGUGAGUCGCUUCCAGGAGCUAUCAAACCUGUUACCAAGGUGGUGUAUGUAGUUCGACCACCCAGUGACACAGACUUUGACAAGCUUAUUAUUAAAAAACCAAGAAUAUACAAGAAAAGGAGACCAAAUGUAGAGCUAUAUCCGUGUAUUGAUGGGCAAUCUGGAUCCACUUCACGUACAGACACGGCUAGUUCCCACAUAAAUAAUGGUGAACAUGCUUUUACUUCCAAAACACAUAUUUGGACACAAUCAAAGUUAGAUGGCUACCAGCCAAAUAACGAUGAUGAUUCUGAUGACAAUGAUUCUGAUGAUGAUGAUGAUGAUGAUGACAUUAGUCAUGUUGAUGAUGAAAAUGAUGACAGAUCACAAAAAUAUUCAACUGCAAAGAUGUUUGUUAAAAUUGGAAAACAAUCUGUAUUGGGGGGAAAUGUAAUGACAUUACAACCUUCAUCAGCACAUCAGGAGAUGACGGAUGGAAGUGAUCAGGAGCCUGGUGUGAUUGAAAACAACAUUAUAACUGAAAUAAAAACAGAACCAGUGGACCCUGCAUUGGAUGCGUUGCAUUCAAAUUCACAACAGUUCCAGAAAAAUCCUGAGAUUGAAAUCAAGAUAGAAAGUGUUGACCCAGUGUAUGCAGAUUUUGAAAAAGAUUCUCGUUCUAGUGAACAAAUGUACCAAACAGAUAUUAAUGUUGGGCCAGUGGUAGACCAGUCUCGAGAUCAGUAUGUGAACAAUGAUCUUGCAUACAUAUAUCUUUCUGAACAGGAUGACUCUUCAAUACCUAAAUCAUCUCCAGAAAAUGAUCAAUGUAAAUCUCCUAAUAAUUGUGUAGCUGUUGUUCCUGUAAGGGAUCAAAUGUUCAUCAAGCAAGAAGUGGAGACAGAAUAGACAUUUAGAACAUACAUGAAUUGCUAUUUGUCAAACUGUCCAUUAGGUUUCGGUUGCAUCCUUAAAAUUUAUAACUUAUUAUUAAUUAAUCUCGAACAACUCAACCACUGUUCAUCAAAUAAACCACAUUCGUUCCCUUCAUAGCCAUAGCAUUAAUUUUGCCUAUUUGUCUACUUGUCUUUUGCUGGGACUAAUAUAAGUUCCUGAAUGAUCACAAUAAUGUAUUCCUCAAACUAUAAACACGGUUCCUGCAUUUGUAGAAGGUUAAGUUAGCAAAAUUUUACUGUGACAUCCUCAAAAUUAAAGAGAUUGCAAAGAACAUCUUAUACAUGUAAUUUUGUAUACAUUGAAUCAUUAAAUUCAAUCUUGGACUUGCUGAUUAUGAUCCAAUUGGAAAUAGUUGGUUAUCCACAUUGAAUAUAAUGAUAAUGCCUAUAUAAUAUAUUUUAUAUGGUUUGCAAAAACUAGUCUCCCAUUUCAGUUGACACUAGUAUAUGGUGUUUGUAUCAAACAGGUAUGGUUAUAUAUUUUAUUUCAACUGUGUGAGUCAGAAUGAAUGGUGGCAGCCACUUGUAUUAAAAUUGAAGGGUGGUGGUGGCAUAUUUUCCCAAUUUUCAAGAUCUCCUUAUUCUAGAUUUUCUUUUUAAAUAUUUUCUUUUUUCUCCCUUCCACUGCCAUAUUAUUUGUAAUGUACGUACGUAUACAUUAUCAGGUAACCUAUAUAUGGGUCAUAUAGACACGGUCCGGAUCCAAGCUAGCUGUUCUAAAAGAGAUGAGGUAGAUGAAUUAUUCAUAAUUUGUACAAAACAUGAUUUAAAGUAACACAAAAAAAUUUUUGAAAGAUAUACAAAUAUAUUUGAACUAUUCCAUUUUGCAAUUUUAGGAAUGAACAUAUUUUAUUAUAUUUCAACAUGUAAGUGUCUUUACAUUGUUUGUAAUGUAUGAUGUUAAACGAUUACUUAUCAGCUGUGAGUACAUUAUAUUUGUGUAGAAUUAUGUAUCCUAGCAUAUAUAUAUUACAGGUUUUUAUAUGUUAAACAUAAUCUAAAUGAUGUAUAAAUAUUUGCAUAGAAAUUGUUUGAUUUCAUAAUUUGUACCUUUAAUUUUUA